CACAGUGGUUGCUGGACCUGCCGUCUCGAGGCCCCAUUCGUCCUAUGAGGAGGAGGGUGAUCUGCGUUUGCCAAAAGCUGUCGGAAAUAUCCAGCUACUGUAUCUAAACGUCCACCUCUUUCGUUAUCCAAGCACAACGCAGCAGGGUCUGUUCACAAUGUCGUCGAAAGAACCGAUAACCUCCAUAUCGGUUCCCACCGCCACCAACCAAACUGCUCCCACCCCGCACACCACCUACACCGUCUCUCUUCGCGGCACCAACGGCCGAACAUGGACGACGAACAAACGAUACUCGGAGUUUGCGGCCUUAUUUGCGGCCCUCGUUGCUGACCUAGGUCAGCCGCCAGCAGGCAUCGUUCUCCCGCCAAAGCACUUUUCGAUAUUUGGAUCGACCAUGACAGACCCGGUCAAGAUUGAAGAGAGGCGGAGAGGCCUCGAGGCGUUCUUGAGAAGCAUCCUGUACUGUAACGAUCCAAAAUGGAGACGGACGGGCGCGUGGAUGAGCUUUUUGGGGAUUGGAGGCGAAAGCGCCGACGCCGGGAGCGUCAACGGAACCCAUUCCCGGACGUCUUCCAUUGCCUCAUCAACCUCCACGCUCCUCAAUCCCAACACCUCCUUCACUCCCGCCGAAUGGAUGACCGAAUACCACGCCCUCAAGUCGCUCACUAGGGACAUUCGCGCCCAUGUCACGACGCGAGAUCGCUGUGCCGCUGCUGGCGACGUCCAAGGCGCUCAGAGCGCCGGCGUCGCAGGCAAACAGGGGUUGAGGGGCCUCGAGUCUCGAACGGACGCGUUAGAAAAGUCGUUAACCGUACAUUCAACUACAUCCUUACCAUCAGAAAAGUUGGCAAAAGGAGAACUCAUGCGUCGACAGGAUCUGUUGGGAGGUUUGGUGGGAGAGAUAGAGGGAAUCGCGCGGUCUCUCUCGUCGUUCGCCAUGUCAUCGGCGGCCUCGAGUAGGAACCCACUUGUGGGUGAUCCCAGCAGAGGCAAUGCGGGCCUCACUCCACAACAAGCGCUCGAUCGUCAGUCCCUCCUCUCCUCACCCUCCAGCUCCCGCCGCUUCGGCACGCAUUCCGCAUCAACGGCAACAGCGUCAUCCGCAGAUCCACAACAACUACUACUCCAACAAAAAGACAUAAUGACCACGCAAGACGACGCGCUGGACUCGCUAUCAGGGAUCAUCAGGCGGCAGAAAGAAAUCGGGGUCGCUAUCGGCCACGAGCUGGAUCUGCAGAAUGGUCUGUUGGGUGAAGUGGAUGAGCAGGUCGAUAGGGUGCAGAGCCGGCUGAAAGGGACGGGGAAGAAGCUGGAUAAGGUCCUGAAGGGCUGAACGCCGCGGUCGUCGGAAACUUUCGAACCAAUUGUAAUAUACUAGUUUUGUCAAUGGCUAUUACACAGACAAUAAGCAUUAGAUACAGAAAUGUGGA
Fimicolochytrium jonesii is the source of this 1430-nucleotide messenger RNA. RefSeq lists its product as uncharacterized. The record is from RefSeq and is a predicted model, not a curated record. Lineage: Eukaryota; Fungi; Chytridiomycota; Chytridiomycetes; Spizellomycetales; Powellomycetaceae. Gene Ontology annotation, molecular function: phosphatidylinositol binding. The coding region runs from base 158 to 1333 and encodes 391 amino acids. The transcript has a single exon.